Peromyscus maniculatus bairdii (prairie deer mouse) is the source of this 10746-nucleotide messenger RNA. The record is from RefSeq and is a predicted model, not a curated record. NCBI's taxonomy places the organism in Eukaryota, Metazoa, Chordata, Mammalia, Rodentia, Cricetidae.
CGCCCUCCUCCGCGGCAUCUUCCCCGGCGUCCAGCCUCCUGCCCUCCCUCCCGCCAGCCGUUCCGCCUGGGCCCCGCGCACCUCCGCCGGGCUGUGCAGCCGCCGCCCGCGCCUAGCUGCCCCCAAAGGACGCCAAACGAGCCCCGAGGAGACCCUCCUCUUCUUUUGGGGGUGACUUUUGUUCGCUCGCCUGCUUCCUUUGGGUGACUUCUGCAGCUUUCCAGGAUCUGUGCCCGGAGCGCACGGGAAUCCGCUCAGCCUCUUGCACCCCCUCCCACCCCCCGCCUUUUUUUUUCCCUUGUGAGGUCCGCUUUCUUUGUAACUUUAUGCCGCGGCUGCUCGGGUUACUUUUGUAAUUUCCCGCCCCCACCCGCUGGCGGUCCUGGAGUCGCUCGGGGCAGUGGCCCGGGGGAUGCAACGUGGACCUCGCCGGACUACCGGCUGCAUCGCCGCCGCGCCUCGCUGCCCCCAGCGCUAGAGCCCGCGCUCCGCACGCUGCGGGUCAGGAGCUGACGCUCGCUGCAUCCCGCUCCAUCCACCAGGGCACCGCCACCCAAGCGAGUCCCGCGAGCUGACGAAGGGCUGGUCAGACAGACCCUGACUUUUUUUUUUUUUCUUUUUCCGGGCCUCGCGGAUUUGGUCUUCGACAGCCCCUCUCUCCGCGGGCCUCGGUCCCUGUGCUCUUGGCGCCGGCGAUGGGGAGACGGCGGCGGUCGUGUCUCCAGCCCUAUUUCGUGUGGCUGGGUUGCGUGGCGCUCUGGGCGCAGGGCACAGCGGGUCAGCCCCAGCCUCCGCCACCUAAGACGCUCCGACCCCAGCCGCCCCCGCAACAGGUCCGGGCCGCGGUAGCGGGCUCCGAAGGCGGCUUCGCGGCGCCCGAGUACCGGGACGAGGGUGCGGUAGCGGCGAGCCGCGUCCGCAGGCGAGGACAGCAGGACAUACUCCGAGGGCCCAACGUGUGCGGCUCUAGAUUCCACUCUUACUGCUGCCCUGGAUGGAAGACGCUCCCGGGAGGAAAUCAAUGCAUUGUCCCCAUUUGCCGGAACAGUUGCGGAGAUGGAUUUUGUUCCCGCCCCAACAUGUGUACUUGCUCCAGUGGACAAAUAUCCCCGACCUGCGGAGCAAAAUCAAUCCAGCAGUGUAGCGUGAGAUGCAUGAACGGUGGGACCUGUGCUGAGGACCAUUGCCAGUGCCAGAAGGGAUACAUCGGGACUUACUGUGGACAACCUGUCUGUGAAAAUGGAUGCCAGAAUGGUGGGCGUUGCAUCGGCCCCAACCGAUGUGCUUGUGUCUAUGGAUUCACGGGGCCACAGUGUGAGAGAGACUACAGGACAGGCCCGUGUUUCACACAAGUCAAUAAUCAGAUGUGCCAGGGGCAGCUGACGGGCAUCGUCUGCACGAAGACACUGUGCUGUGCCACCAUUGGACGAGCCUGGGGUCAUCCCUGUGAGAUGUGUCCAGCCCAGCCUCAGCCCUGCCGCCGGGGCUUCAUUCCCAACAUCCGCACAGGAGCCUGUCAAGAUGUUGACGAAUGCCAGGCUAUCCCAGGAUUGUGCCAAGGGGGGAACUGUAUCAACACAGUGGGCUCUUUCGAAUGCAGAUGCCCUGCUGGUCACAAGCAGAGUGAGACAACUCAGAAAUGCGAAGACAUCGAUGAGUGCAGUGUGGUUCCUGGGGUCUGUGAAACCGGUGACUGUUCCAACACCGUGGGAAGCUAUUUUUGUGUCUGUCCACGUGGCUUCGUAACCUCCACAGAUGGCUCUCGGUGCAUCGAUCAGAGGACGGGCACGUGCUUCUCUGGCCUGGUGAAUGGCCGCUGUGCACAAGAACUUCCGGGCCGGAUGGCAAAAGCCCAGUGUUGCUGUGAGCCCGGCCGCUGCUGGGGCAUCGGGACCAUUCCUGAGGCCUGUCCUGUCAGAGGUUCUGAGGAAUAUCGCAGACUGUGCCUGGAUGGCCUUCCAAUGGGCGGCGUUCCCGGGAGUUCGGUUUCUAGACCUGGAGGCCCUGGGGGCAAUGGAAAUGGCUAUGGCCCAGGAGGAACAGGCUUCCUCCCCAUCCCUGGGGGCAAUGGCUUUUCUCCUGGUGUUGGGGGAGCUGGUGUAGGUGCAGGGGGACAGGGACCCAUCAUCACUGGACUAACAAUUCUCAACCAGACAAUAGACAUAUGUAAGCACCACGCCAACCUGUGUUUGAAUGGACGCUGCAUACCUACUGUUUCUAGCUACAGAUGUGAAUGCAACAUGGGCUAUAAGCAGGAUGCAAAUGGAGACUGCAUAGAUGUUGACGAAUGCACAUCAAAUCCCUGCACUAAUGGAGAUUGUGUUAACACACCUGGAUCCUAUUACUGUAAAUGUCACGCUGGAUUCCAGAGGACUCCUACGAAGCAAGCAUGCAUUGAUAUUGAUGAGUGCAUCCAGAAUGGAGUUCUUUGUAAAAAUGGCCGCUGCGUGAACACUGACGGAAGUUUCCAGUGCAUUUGCAAUGCUGGCUUUGAGUUAACCACAGAUGGGAAAAACUGUGUCGACCAUGAUGAAUGCACAACUACCAACAUGUGUUUGAAUGGAAUGUGCAUCAAUGAAGACGGUAGCUUCAAAUGCAUAUGCAAGCCAGGCUUCGUUCUGGCACCAAACGGCCGCUACUGCACAGAUGUUGAUGAAUGCCAGACCCCAGGCAUCUGCAUGAACGGGCACUGCAUCAACAAGGAGGGAUCCUUCCGCUGUGACUGUCCCCCUGGCCUGGCUGUGGGAGUGGAUGGACGUGUAUGUGUUGACACUCACAUGCGUAGUACCUGCUAUGGCGGAAUCAAGAAGGGAGUGUGUGUGCGUCCUUUCCCCGGAGCAGUGACCAAGUCUGAGUGCUGCUGUGCUAAUCCCGACUACGGCUUUGGAGAGCCCUGCCAGCCUUGCCCUGCUAAAAAUUCAGCUGAGUUCCAUGGCCUCUGUAGCAGUGGAGUAGGCAUCACUGUGGAUGGAAGAGAUAUCAACGAGUGUGCUUUGGACCCUGACAUUUGUGCCAAUGGGAUCUGUGAAAACUUGAGGGGAAGCUACCGCUGUAACUGCAAUAGUGGCUAUGAGCCAGAUACUUCUGGAAGAAACUGCAUUGACAUUGAUGAGUGCUUGGUAAACAGACUGCUGUGUGACAAUGGCCUGUGCAGAAACACCCCGGGGAGUUACAGCUGCACGUGUCCCCCUGGCUAUGUGUUCCGGACGGAGACGGAGACCUGCGAAGAUGUAAAUGAAUGUGAGAGCAACCCAUGUGUCAAUGGGGCCUGCAGGAACAACCUCGGCUCCUUCCAUUGUGAGUGUUCGCCCGGCAGCAAGCUCAGCUCCACGGGAUUCGUCUGCAUCGACAGCCUGAAAGGGACAUGCUGGCUCAACAUCCAGGACAACCGCUGUGAGGUGAACAUUAAUGGGGCCACCCUGAAAUCCGAAUGCUGUGCCACUCUUGGAGCUGCCUGGGGGAGCCCCUGUGAGCGCUGUGAGCUAGACGCAGCUUGCCCAAGAGGGUUUGCCAGGAUCAAAGGUGUGACUUGUGAAGAUGUUAAUGAAUGCGAGGUGUUUCCUGGCGUCUGUCCAAAUGGACGCUGUGUCAACAGCAAAGGCUCUUUCCACUGUGAAUGCCCUGAAGGCCUUACGCUGGAUGGAACGGGCCGUGUGUGCUUGGAUAUCCGCGUGGAACAGUGCUUUCUGACGUGGGAUGAGGAUGAAUGCGUCCACCCCGUUCCUGGGAAAUUCCGCAUGGACGCCUGCUGCUGUGCAGUUGGGGCAGCUUGGGGCACAGAGUGUGAAGAAUGCCCCAAACCUGGCACCAAGGAAUAUGAGACCCUGUGCCCCCGGGGCCCAGGCUUUGCUAACAGAGGGGACAUCCUCACGGGGCGUCCGUUUUACAAAGAUAUCAACGAGUGCAAAGCCUUUCCCGGGAUGUGCACCUAUGGGAAGUGCAGAAACACAAUUGGAAGCUUCAAGUGCCGUUGCAAUAAUGGCUUCGCCCUGGACAUGGAGGAGAGAAACUGUACCGACAUCGAUGAGUGCAGGAUCUCUCCUGACCUCUGCGGGAGUGGCAUCUGUGUGAACACCCCGGGCAGCUUCGAAUGCGAGUGCUUUGAGGGAUAUGAGAGCGGCUUCAUGAUGAUGAAGAAUUGCAUGGACAUUGACGAAUGUGAACGUAACCCUCUCCUUUGUAGGGGUGGCACCUGUGUGAACACUGAGGGCAGCUUUCAGUGUGACUGCCCCCUGGGGCAUGAGCUGUCACCGUCCCGUGAGGACUGUGUGGAUAUUAAUGAGUGCUCCUUGAGCGACAAUCUCUGUAGAAAUGGCAAAUGUGUGAACAUGAUUGGAACCUACCAGUGCUCUUGCAGUCCUGGGUACCAGGCCACACCAGACCGCCAAGGCUGUACAGAUAUCGAUGAAUGUAUGAUAAUGAACGGAGGCUGCGACACCCAGUGCACAAAUUCAGAAGGGAGCUACGAAUGCAGCUGUAGUGAGGGGUACGCACUGAUGCCGGAUGGGAGAUCGUGUGCAGACAUUGAUGAAUGUGAAGACCAUCCUGAUGUCUGUGAUGGUGGUCAGUGCACCAACAUUCCGGGGGAGUAUCGCUGCCUCUGUUAUGAUGGCUUCAUGGCUUCCAUGGACAUGAAAACAUGCAUCGAUGUGAAUGAAUGUGACUUGAAUCCCAACAUCUGCAUGUUUGGGGAGUGUGAGAACACGAAGGGGUCUUUCAUCUGCCACUGUCAGCUGGGCUAUUCGGUGAAGAAGGGGACCACGGGGUGCACAGACGUGGACGAGUGUGAAAUCGGUGCCCACAACUGUGACAUGCACGCCUCCUGUCUGAAUGUCCCCGGAAGCUUCAAGUGCAGCUGCCGAGAAGGCUGGGUGGGGAACGGCAUCAAAUGUAUUGAUCUGGAUGAGUGCUCGAAUGGAACCCACCAAUGCAGCAUAAACGCUCAGUGUGUCAACACCCCAGGCUCCUACCGAUGUGCCUGCUCGGAGGGCUUCACAGGGGACGGCUUCACUUGCUCAGACGUUGACGAGUGUGCGGAGAACAUAAACCUUUGUGAGAAUGGCCAGUGCCUGAACGUGCCGGGAGCUUACCGCUGCGAGUGCGAAAUGGGCUUCACCCCAGCCUCGGACAGCAGGUCCUGCCAAGAUAUUGACGAAUGCUCUUUCCAAAACAUCUGUGUCUUUGGAACCUGCAACAAUUUGCCUGGGAUGUUUCACUGUAUCUGUGAUGAUGGUUACGAACUGGACAGGACAGGAGGAAACUGCACAGAUAUUGAUGAGUGUGCAGAUCCCAUAAACUGUGUCAACGGCCUAUGUGUGAACACGCCUGGUCGCUAUGAGUGUAACUGCCCACCUGACUUUCAGCUGAACCCCACUGGCGUGGGUUGUGUUGACAACCGCGUGGGCAACUGUUACUUGAAGUUUGGUCCUCGAGGAGAUGGGAGUCUGUCCUGCAACACAGAGAUCGGGGUGGGCGUCAGUCGCUCCUCCUGCUGCUGCUCCCUGGGGAAGGCCUGGGGAAACCCCUGCGAGACGUGUCCCCCUGUAAAUAGCACUGAAUAUUAUACCCUGUGUCCUGGAGGUGAAGGCUUUAGACCGAACCCCAUCACGAUCAUCUUAGAGGACAUUGACGAAUGUCAGGAGUUGCCCGGGCUCUGCCAGGGCGGGAACUGUAUCAACACUUUUGGGAGUUUCCAGUGUGAGUGCCCACAGGGCUACUACCUCAGUGAGGAGACCCGCAUCUGUGAAGAUAUUGACGAAUGUUUUGCCCACCCCGGCGUGUGUGGACCUGGCACCUGCUACAACACCCUGGGGAAUUACACUUGCAUCUGCCCACCAGAGUACAUGCAAGUCAACGGCGGGCACAACUGCAUGGACAUGAGGAAAAGCUUUUGCUACCGAAGCUAUAAUGGGACCACUUGUGAAAACGAGUUACCUUUUAACGUGACCAAGAGGAUGUGCUGCUGUACAUACAAUGUCGGCAAAGCCUGGAACAAACCUUGUGAGCCGUGCCCUACGCCAGGAACAGCUGACUUUAAAACUAUAUGUGGAAAUAUUCCCGGAUUCACCUUUGACAUCCACACAGGGAAAGCCGUUGACAUCGACGAAUGCAAAGAGAUUCCAGGCAUCUGUGCAAACGGUGUGUGCAUUAACCAGAUCGGCAGUUUCCGCUGCGAAUGCCCCACAGGCUUCAGCUACAACGACCUGCUCUUGGUCUGCGAAGACAUCGACGAGUGCAGCAACGGUGACAACCUCUGCCAGCGCAACGCAGACUGCAUCAACAGCCCUGGCAGCUACCGCUGCGAGUGUGCCGCUGGCUUCAAACUCUCUCCCAACGGGGCCUGUGUAGAUCGCAAUGAAUGUUUAGAAAUUCCUAAUGUGUGCAGUCAUGGCCUGUGUGUUGAUUUGCAAGGGAGUUACCAGUGCAUCUGCAACAAUGGCUUUAAGGCUUCUCAGGACCAGACCAUGUGCAUGGAUGUGGAUGAGUGUGAGCGGCAUCCGUGUGGAAACGGGACCUGUAAGAAUACUGUCGGCUCCUACAACUGCCUGUGCUACCCAGGGUUUGAGCUCACUCACAACAACGAUUGCCUCGACAUAGACGAGUGCAGCUCAUUUUUCGGCCAAGUGUGCAGAAAUGGCCGGUGCUUCAAUGAAAUUGGCUCCUUCAAGUGUCUGUGCAAUGAAGGUUAUGAACUCACAACAGACGGCAAAAACUGUAUCGAUACCAACGAGUGUGUCGCACUUCCUGGGUCUUGUUCUCCUGGGACCUGUCAGAAUCUGGAGGGAUCAUUCAGGUGCAUCUGUCCCCCCGGAUAUGAAGUGAAAAGCGAGAACUGCAUUGAUAUAAAUGAAUGUGACGAAGACCCCAACAUUUGCCUCUUUGGUUCCUGCACCAACACCCCAGGCGGCUUCCAGUGCAUCUGCCCCCCUGGCUUUGUCCUGUCUGAUAAUGGACGGAGAUGCUUCGAUACGCGUCAGAGUUUCUGCUUCACCAACUUCGAAAACGGAAAGUGUUCUGUCCCCAAGGCCUUCAACACCACCAAAGCGAAGUGCUGUUGCAGUAAGAUGCCAGGCGAGGGAUGGGGGGACCCGUGUGAGCUGUGCCCCAAAGACGAUGAAGUUGCAUUCCAGGAUCUGUGUCCAUAUGGCCAUGGGACAGUCCCUAGUCUUCAUGAUACACGAGAAGAUGUCAAUGAGUGUCUUGAGAGCCCAGGCAUUUGCUCAAACGGUCAGUGCAUCAACACCGAUGGAUCUUUCCGUUGUGAAUGUCCAAUGGGCUACAACCUGGAUUAUACUGGAGUCCGGUGCGUGGAUCUGGAUGAAUGUGCCGAAGGGCUACACGACUGUGAAUCUCGAGGCAUGAUGUGUAAGAAUCUGAUUGGCACCUUCAUGUGCAUCUGCCCCCCUGGCAUGGCCCGCAGGCCCGAUGGAGAGGGCUGUGUAGAUGAAAAUGAAUGCAGAACCAAGCCAGGUAUCUGUGAAAAUGGACGUUGUGUUAACAUCAUUGGGAGCUACAGAUGUGAGUGCAAUGAAGGAUUCCAGUCAAGCUCCUCAGGCACCGAAUGCCUCGACAACCGGCAGGGCCUGUGCUUUGCAGAGGUGUUGCAGACCAUGUGCCAAAUGGCGUCCAGCAGCCGCAACCUCGUCACGAAGUCAGAGUGCUGCUGUGACGGUGGCCGGGGUUGGGGCCACCAGUGUGAGCUCUGCCCACUUCCCGGAACUGCCCAGUACAAGAAGAUAUGUCCUCAUGGCCCAGGAUACGCCACUGAUGGAAGAGACAUCGACGAGUGUAAGGUGAUGCCGAGCCUCUGCACGAACGGCCAGUGCGUCAACACCAUGGGCACCUUCCGCUGCUUCUGCAAGGUUGGCUACACCACCGACAUCAGCGGGACGGCCUGCGUAGACCUCGAUGAAUGCUCACAGUCUCCAAAACCGUGCAACUUCAUCUGCAAGAACACCGAGGGCAGUUACCAGUGCUCCUGUCCCCGGGGGUACGUCCUGCAGGAGGACGGAAAGACAUGCAAAGACCUUGAUGAAUGUCAAACCAAACAGCACAACUGCCAGUUCCUCUGUGUCAACACCCUGGGGGGGUUCACCUGUAAAUGCCCUCCUGGGUUCACCCAGCAUCACACUGCUUGCAUUGACAACAACGAAUGUGGGUCUCAGCCCUCACUCUGUGGCACGAAGGGGAUCUGUCAGAACACUCCUGGGAGCUUCAGCUGCGAAUGCCAAAGAGGGUUCUCUCUGGACGCCUCUGGGCUGAACUGUGAAGAUGUUGAUGAAUGCGAUGGAAACCACAGGUGCCAACAUGGCUGCCAGAACAUCCUGGGAGGUUAUAGGUGUGGCUGCCCCCAGGGAUAUGUGCAGCAUUACCAGUGGAAUCAGUGUGUCGAUGAGAACGAAUGUUCCAACCCCAGCGCCUGUGGCUCUGCGUCCUGCUACAACACCCUGGGCAGUUACAAGUGCGCCUGCCCCUCGGGCUUCUCCUUCGACCAGUUCUCCAGCGCCUGCCACGACGUGAACGAGUGCUCCUCCUCCAACAACCCCUGCAGCUAUGGCUGCUCCAACACGGAAGGCGGCUACCUCUGCGGCUGCCCGCCGGGGUACUUCAGAGUGGGACAGGGCCACUGUGUCUCGGGGAUGGGCUUCAACAAAGGACAGUACCUCUCGGUGGACACGGAGGUGGAUGAGGAAAAUGCUCUGUCCCCAGAAGCGUGCUACGAAUGCAAAAUCAAUGGCUACCCCAAGAAAGAUGGCAGGCAGAAGAGGAGCUUGCAGGAGCCUGGGCCAGCCUCGGCUGUGGAGCAAAUCAGCCUAGGCAGCGUCGCCAUGGACAGCCCGGUCAACAUGAAGUUCAACCUCUCUGGCCUUGGCUCCAAGGAGCACAUCCUAGAACUGGUACCUGCCAUUGAGCCCCUCAACAACCACAUCCGUUACGUCAUCUCCCAAGGGAAUGACGGCGGCCUCUUCCGAAUCCACCAAAGGAAUGGGCUCAGCUACCUGCACACAGCCAAGAAGAAGCUCACCCCCGGCACUUACACACUGGAAAUCACCAGCAUCCCUCUCUAUGGGAAGAAGGAGCUUAGGAAACUGGAGGAAUACAAUGAGGAUAACUACCUCCUAGGGGUGCUGGGGGAAGCCCUGAGGAUGAGGCUUCAGAUUCAGCUGUACUAGCCCUUUGCAGACUUGGGUCCCACACCCAACUCAGAUCCCAGCACUGCCAGCCUUCAGAAGUGUUUGGAAUGUCAGUGACUAAUUUUAAAAGAGGAAAAAAAAAAAUGACUUCUGUUCCUUUCCUCCCUGAUUCAGACUUUGGGAUGUUGACCCUCACAGGGAGGGAUAACUUAGACUCCAGUACGGCCAAAGAUUUGAGUGCAAAGGCAAACAUAGUUACUGUAUUUUUUAUAUAACUUCAUUUUAAAAUAUAUUAAAAAAAAAAACCUAAAUGUUUGAGAGAUCAGCAUAUGGCACUAAAUGCACAAAAAUAAUGUGAGCUUUCUUCCUGUUAGCAGUCUGUAACACUUUGGGUAUUUUGCUAUAGUUGCUAAUUAAAAAAAAAAUAUAGAUGUUUAUUUAUUUUAAUGCAGUAAUAUAUGGAGAAAAGAACAAACUAUGUAAACAAAAAGGGAAAGUUGCUUGUUUUUCUUUAGAUUUAUAAAUUUGUGGUAUUUCUUUUAGAGGUGCUUUAAAAAAAAAAAAAGUCCAGUACAUUCCAGAGAUGUCUCCUUUGGUUUCUCUGCCAGCCCUCCAACUGGUACGCACCUGACUAUUUGAGAGAAAGUCUUACGGAGCUGAAUGGGCAGUGUAAUCAAUAAUUUAGAAGACGUACAUGUCGUCUGAUCCCAUCUAAAGGAGAUCAAAGCCAGAGCAGCUCACGUGACAAUAUUUCACAUCACCAGAUUCACCAGGCCACCGUAGAGGAAACUCAAACCACUGUAGCAAAAUACCUUGAGUGCUCGUGAGACCGUUAGCGUCGCAGGCCAAACUGUACUGUAUUUCCUUCUCAUAACCUCAAGGAACCACAUGUGCUGCCCACAACACCUCAUUCUUACCAGGGCGUGCUGCACACUUGUGGUCCCCUAGGCAGCUGAAGAACCGCUGUUCCUGUGAAUAGGAACACCUGGCGUCUCGUCGCGUUUGGUGCUGUCGUAGAUCAAUGGUGCAUUUAUUAUGUUCAAGCUAUUUCAGGAUUGCCAUAUGUGCAAACAAUCAUGCCACGCAGCCAAGGAAUAUAUGUUGAUGUUGUUGUUUUUUUUUUUUAACCCAUGUUUUUUUUAGAAUUUUUCAUUAAUACUGUAGUUAUACACCAUAUGCCUCAUUUUAUCAUAGCUUAUUGUGUAUGAAGUACCUUUGUAAAAUGAAUUGAUAUUUAGUUUGCUUUAGCCAUUUGGAAAGAUGCUACACCAGGAGGUACUAAUAAGGGCACAUCUCCAUGCUCUUCUCUCCAGAGAACCCAUCCCUGGACCCGUGACGAAACCUCCUAAGUGAAAUGGCCAAAGCGCACACAGACUGCCAAUCAUUCCUCUCACACCCUGUGUCGACCAAAGAGUAGCAACCAGUUAUAUCCAGUGUUUGAGGGCUUUUCUCGUUUUUGUUCGUUUGUUUUUAAUAACUAAAAAGAAAAACAAUGUAAAUUUGUAAUCAAGUGUUUGUGAGGAAAAAACUUAUGGAUUUUGGUUGUGUUUGUUUUUGUAGGUCUAUGUAUCAGAUAUGACACUUGUCUUGCAAUAAAGCUUAUUUUGGGGUA